This is a messenger RNA of Rodentolepis nana, 345 nucleotides long. Lineage: Eukaryota; Metazoa; Platyhelminthes; Cestoda; Cyclophyllidea; Hymenolepididae. The record is from the annotation of a GenBank genome assembly.
AUGAGUAUUAGAGUGCAAACUAGGGAUGGCUUAAUUCUCUCCUUGGUGGAAGAUAAAGCCAAAUUUCUGCCCUCCUUAAGUAGACGAAUUAACAACGCCGAUGGAACCGAGGUCAUUAGGCUCAGCAACAUCACAGCAGUUGUAUUAGACAAAGUUCUUGAAUGGUGCAGUCGUCAUGCUGAAUCCGACUGCACUCUGGAGGCUCUAAUGCAAUGGGAUCAGAAAUUUUUCAACGAAAACAAGAGUUUAAUAGGAAACAUUGGCGAAGCAGCUGAUUACUUCGAAAUUGGUGAUCUAAAGAACGCCGUUUGUUUAUAUGAAUCACUUCUACCAUUUUGUGAUUAG